This is a messenger RNA of Carassius auratus (goldfish), 2014 nucleotides long. RefSeq names its product AT-rich interactive domain-containing protein 4B-like. Lineage: Eukaryota; Metazoa; Chordata; Actinopteri; Cypriniformes; Cyprinidae. Gene Ontology annotation, cellular component: nucleus. Gene Ontology annotation, molecular function: transcription cis-regulatory region binding. Gene Ontology annotation, biological process: regulation of transcription by RNA polymerase II. The transcript is spliced from 18 exons. The record is from RefSeq and is a predicted model, not a curated record. The annotation marks the transcript as partial.
GCUGAGAGCCACAGGAUGGGCCAGCGGAAGCAGAGCAUGCUGGGUACUUCACUCUUUGGCAGCGCUGCCGUUCCUUCUGAGAGCUGAGAAAGAGUUUGUGACGAUCUGCAGCUCGCCGAGCGAUCGCACAGGAACCAUCAGAGAAGUGUGGAGAACCCUGGAGGAGCCCCCUUAUCUGACCGUUGGUACUGAUGUGAGCGCCAAAUACAGAGGGGCUUUCUGUGAGGCCAAGAUCAAGACCGCCAAGAGACUCGUCAAAGCAAAGGUCACUUUCAAACCCAGCUCGUCCACUGCAGAGGUGCACGAUGAACACAUCAGAGGAGUGCUGAAGGUGGGUGCCGUGGUGGAAGCCAGGAACCUGGAUGGGGUCUAUCAGGAGGCCACCAUCAACAAACUCACUGACGCUAGUCUGUACACCGUCGUGUUUGAUGACGGUGAUGAGAAGACCCUCAGGCGCUCGUCUCUCUGCCUGAAAGGAGCGCGACAUUUCGCAGAGAGUGAGACGCUCGACAGGCUUCCUCUGACGAACCCCGAACACUUCGGCUCUCCUGUCAUCGGCAAAAAAGGACACCGCAGAGGCCGACGCUCCAACCCCAUUCAAGAAGAGGAGUCAUCUUCAUCGUCUAGUGAGGAAGAGGAGGGCGAUCAGCAACAAAACGAAGAGCUUUACGGCAAAGUGGUGUGUGUGGAUGGAGUCGUCACUAACGACAAGAAGAGAACCACAUGGUUUCCAGCGCUGGUCAUCUCUCCAGACUGUCACGAAGAUGUGACUUUGAAGAAAGACAACGUUUUUGUUCGCUCCUUCAAAGAUGGAAAAUUUUACACAGUUUUGCGGAAAGACGUUCGAGAGCUGGAUGAGGAGAAAGCUCCUAAAACAGACGCAGGACUCAAACCAGCGUUAGAUGCAGCGUGGGAUUUCCAGCGUAACCGCACUGUUCCCAACACCUGGAGGACGGAGGUGAAGGAUGAAAGCUCCAGCAGUGAGGACGAUGACGAGGAAGAGGAGGAAGAGCAAGAGGAAGAGGCCAGCAACGAAGAGGAAGAGGAGGAAGUAGAGCCGUUCCCAGAAGAGAAAGACAACUUCCUACAACAGCUUUACAAAUUUAUGGAGGACAGAGGAACUCCUAUCAAUAAGCGACCGGUGCUGGGCUACAGGAACCUGAAUCUGUUUAAACUCUACCGGCUGGUGCAUAAGCUCGGUGGAUUUGACAAUAUCGAGAGCGGAUCUGUCUGGAAGCAGGUGUAUCAGGAUCUGGGCAUCCCUGUGCUCAACUCCGCAGCCGGUUACAACGUCAAAUGCGCCUACAGAAAGUAUCUGUAUGGCUUUGAGGACUACUGCGCCUCCACGGGGGUCAUGUUCCGCAUGGAUCUGCCGAAUAAGACGAGCGAGACGACGAGCUCAAAGAGCGAGGUGAACACGGAGGAAACGCUCAACACUGUCUCUUUAAGCACAUCCAGCGCAGGAGAGGAACAGACAGCCCUCAAAGAGCCUGAGACCUCCAACAGCCCACAUGUGGUCAAGGAGGAGGACGCAGAACACACAGCACCUUGUGAAGAUAAAGUGGACAUCAGCAGCGUAAAUGAGGAGGAGGAUGAUCACGCUGAUGAAGAGGAGAGCGAUACGAAAGAGGAGGCCAAAGAAAGCGUCCCGACAGCUCAGAGUCCCGUCACUGAGAGCGUGAAGGAGGAAGCGUGUGAGGAACACCACGAGAAAGAUCUGUCCGGGGAUGUCAGCAGUCAGGAGUGGGAGGAAGGGGAGGAGUUUGAGUGUUACCCUCCUGGGAUGAAGGUGCAGGUGAGGUAUGGGCGAGGCCGCAAUCAGAAGACGUACGAAGCCACUGUGAAAGAGUCAGACCUGGAGGGGGGAGAGGUGCUCUACCUGGUGCACUACUGUGGCUGGAACGUCAGGUAUGAUGAGUGGAUCAAAGCCGAUAAGAUCGUGAAACCAGCCAAUAAGAACGUCCCUAAAAUAAAACACCGCCAAAAAAAUAAAGAAUAAAGCAGAACGAGAAAA